AUGGUAACUGGUGAUGAUAGGGGGUUUACUUGUUGUCCAGUGACUUGUUGCAGGUUAACUGGUGCUGAUGGCGAGGAGGUUGGUCGACAGAUGGUAACUGGUGAUGAUAGGGGGUUUACUUGUGGUCCAGUGACUUGUUGCAGGUCAACUGGUGCUGAUGGCGAAGAGGUUGGUCGACAGAUGGUAACUGGUGAUGAUAGGGGGUUUACUUGUUGUCCAGUGACUUGUUGCAGGUCAACUGGUGCUGAAGGCGAGGAGGUUGGUCGACAGAUGGUAACUGGUGAUGAUAGGGGGUUUACUUGUUGUCCAGUGACUUGUUGCAGGUCAACUGGUGCUGAUGGCGAGGAGGUUGGUCGACAGAUGGUAACUGGUGAUGAUAGGGGGUUUACUUGUUGUCCAGUGACUUGUUGCAGGUCAACUGGUGCUGAAGGCGAGGAGGUUGGUCGACAGAUGGUAACUGGUGAUGAUAGCGGGUUUACUUGUUGUCCAGUGACUUGUUGCAGGUCAACUGGUGCUGAUGGCGAGGAGGUUGGUCGACAGAUGGUAACUGGUGAUGAUAGGGGGUUUACUUGUUGUCCAGUGACUUGUUGCAGGUCAACUGGUGCUGAUGGCGAGGAGGUUGGUCGACAGAUGGUAACUGGUGAUGAUAGGGGGUUUACUUGUGGUCCAGUGACUUGUUGCAGGUCAACUGGUGCUGAUGGCGAGGAGGUUGGUCGACAGAUGGUAACUGGUGAUGAUAGGGGGUUUACUUGUGGUCCAGUGACUUGUUGCAGGUCAACUGGUGCUGAUGGCGAGGAGGUUGGUCGACAGAUGGUAACUGGUGAUGAUAGGGGGUUUACUUGUGGUCCAGUGACUUGUUGCAGGUCAACUGGUGCUGAUGGCGAAGAGGUUGGUCGACAGAUGGUAACUGGUGAUGAUAGGGGGUUUACUUGUUGUCCAGUGACUUGUUGCAGGUCAACUGGUGCUGAUGGCGAGGAGGUUGGUCGACAGAUGGUAACUGGUGAUGAUAGGGGGUUUACUUGUUGUCCAGUGACUUAUUGCAGGUCAACUGGUGCUGAUGGCGAGGAGGUUGGUCGACAGAUGGUAACUGGUGAUGAUAGGGGGUUUACUUGUUGUCCAGUGACUUGUUGCAGGUCAACUGGUGCUGAUGGCGAGGAGGUUGGUCGACAGAUGGUAACUGGUGAUGAUAGGGCGUUUACUUGUGGUCCAGUGACUUGUUGCAGGUCAACUGGUGCUGAUGGCGAGGAGGUUGGUCGACAGAUGGUAACUGGUGAUGAUAGGGGGUUUACUUGUGGUCCAGUGACUUGUUGCAGGUCAACUGGUGCUGAUGGUGAGGAGGUUGGUCGACAGAUGGUAACUGGUGAUGAUAGGGGGUUUACUUGUGGUCCAGUGACUUGUUGCAGGUCAACUGGUGCUGAUGGCGAGGAGGUUGGUCAACAGAUGGUAACUGGUGAUGAUAGGGCGUUUACUUGUGGUCCAGUGACUUGUUGCAGGUCAACUGGUGCUGAUGGUGAGGAGGUUGGACCACAGAUGGUAACUGGUGAUGAUAGGGGGUUUACUUGUGGUGGAGUGACUUGUGGUCGAUCAACAGGUGCUGAUGGCAAGGUGGUAGGCUGA
This is a messenger RNA of Nematostella vectensis (starlet sea anemone), 1617 nucleotides long. RefSeq names its product tenascin-X-like. Lineage: Eukaryota; Metazoa; Cnidaria; Anthozoa; Actiniaria; Edwardsiidae. The record is from RefSeq and is a predicted model, not a curated record. The coding region runs from base 1 to 1617 and encodes 538 amino acids. The transcript has a single exon.